AUGACUGGCCUCGGAGGACACAAGAUGUAUUGUGCGAUAAGGUUUGGAUUUGAAGCAUUGAAUAACGAGGCAGGGUAUGAAGCGCUUCUAGCUGGAUUGCGGUUGGCCAAGGGGCUAAAGGUAACACAUUUACACAUUUUUAGCGACUCACAAUUGGUGGUAUUCCAAGUGAAGGGAGAAUAUCAGGCGAGGGGUCCUAAGAUGGCCGCAUACCUAACAAGGGUAAAAGGCUAUCUAGAGCAAUUGGAGGGGUAUAACAUAGAAAAAAUCCCAAGAGAGAGGAACACCCACACCGAUGCCCUCGCAAAGCUAGCCUCCACAAAGGAUAAAGAUAUACUCGAGUCUGUACCUGUGGAGUACUUAUCAUGGCCAAGCAUCACUGAAGCAAAGGUUCACAUGAUCAACACCCCAAAGGAAUUCUGGGUCGAGCCAAUUAUGAAAUACCUGAAGGAUGGAACUCUACCAACACACAAGAGAGAAGAUCGGAGGCUGGCAUAUAAAGCCGCUCGAUACACAUUAGUAGACGGAGUUUUGUACAAGAGAGGAUUUUCUAUGCUGCUCUUGUGGUGUGUUGAUGAAGAGGAAGCAAUGAAAGUUCUGUAUUAUAUACACGAGGGCGAAUGUAAAAACCAUGUGAGUAUGCCUUCUACGAUCAGGAAAGCCAUGAGACAAGGGUACUAUUGGCCCUCUAUGGAGAAGGAUGCUAGUGACUUUGCAAGAAAGUGUGAGAAAUGCAAAGGAGGAGCCAAGUACGCAGUUGUGGUGGUAGAUUACUUCACCAAGUGGGUUGAAGCAGAACCUCUAAUAAAAAUAACGGCCAAGCAGAUCACCACCUUUGUCAACAAGUCCAUUGUCUGCAGAUCUGGAGUGCCUUACAAGAUCAUUUAUGACAACGAUACACAGUUUGAGGGGGAAAUGUUCGAGGAUAACAUUAAGGAGAGAGGAAUAAGGAGAAACUUCUCAGAUGUUGUACAUCUGCAGGCCAAUGGGCAAGUGGAGGCCAUUAACAAAGUCCUCAAGAAGAACCUAAAGAUGAAGCUAGAAAAACUAAAGGGAGCCUGGGUCAAUGAGCUACCCAAUGAGCUUUGGGCCUAUAGGACCAUGCCACGCUCAACUACGAGGGAGACCUUUUUUUCCUUAACAUAUGGAUGUGAGGCUAUCCUCCUGGUUGAGAUGAAGGUUAACUCUUUCAGGAUACAGGCAUACAAGGAACAAGUCAACUGUGCGGCAAUGGAUGAAGACUUAGAUAUGUUAGAAUAA
Molecule: messenger RNA, 1260 nt
Organism: Humulus lupulus (European hop)
Lineage: Eukaryota; Viridiplantae; Streptophyta; Magnoliopsida; Rosales; Cannabaceae
Exons: 2
Coding region: 1-1260 (419 amino acids)
Biological process (GO): DNA integration
Molecular function (GO): RNA-DNA hybrid ribonuclease activity; nucleic acid binding
Source: RefSeq, a predicted model, not a curated record